AUGAUAAAGCGUCGCGACUAUCGCAUGCUUCAUCAAGAAGACGGUCUCGCGGCCGCCUCCAGCGACGACUCGAGCUCGUCGAGCGACGACGACGACAAUGUCGCCUCACGACGUCCUUCCUCUCACCCUCCACCCCCUCUCACCCUCCGCCCCUCUCAACCCCUCUCUCACCGCUCUCAUCCUCCCUCCCUCUGUCUUCGCCUGUCCCCUCCUGCGAGUACAGAGGAAGAUCAGGAGGUGCAGGGGGGUGGUGGGGACAGCGAGGAGGGAGAGAGUGGGAGAGGUGAAAGUGAGAGUGACUCAGAGGAGUCGGAGGAGGAGGGGGGAGGAGCAGUUGGGGUGUCUUCUCAGUGGGAGGAGCUUGUUUCUGAGGAGGAGAGGGAGAGAGAGGAGGAGAAACGGAGGAAGAAGAGGAGGAAGAAGGGGCGGAAGAGUGGGAGCAGUGACAGUGAUAGCAGCACAAGUGACGACAGCAGUGACGGAGGGGAGGAGGGAGAAGAGGAUGGGGAGGAAGAUGAGGAAGAGGAGGGAGAGGAGGGAGAGGAGCGGGGGGAGGAGGAGGGUGGCAAAGCAGGGAAGCGAAAGAGGAAAGGCCAGCGGGAGGGGGAGGCAUUUAAAGACAUGGAUUUUGGGGAGGGGGGAGAGAUGGUGGUGAGAGUGGUGGGGCAGGGAGGAGGGGGUGUGCUGCGGUGCAGAGUGUGCCCUCGAGUGCUCUGUGUGAACAGUGACAACAUGAAGAAACACCUGGCGUCCAAGAAACACGUGGCAGCUGUGGGGAGGCAUGAGAGGGGCGAGCUACAGGUGGUGGUGAACAGCGAUGGGGAGGUGGAGGCCAUCGGGGAGACCCACGCUGAACCAGAGUCAGCUACCCCCAAAGCCAUAGAUAGGCCCUUCUUCAUCUCCCUCCCCAUAUCUCCGAGUAUUCCCAAAAGUUAUUUCCUCUCAUCCGUCUCCCCGCCUCAAGUUCCACUGGCAGACUAUGCAGCAGAGAUUGCCUCGCACAAGGCCAUAGACUACGCAGCAGAGACGGCCACGCACAAGGCCAUAGAAGUUUCUUCCAAAGCCCUUCGUGAUGCUCAGGCGACUGGGGAAGCCCCACCAACGCUCGUGAUUGCUGCCGACACUGUGGUGGAGAUUGAUGGUGAGCUUUUAGAGAAGCCGGUUUCUAAGGAGGAUGCAAUCCGCAUGCUUUUGCUCCUAUCAGGCCGCAAGCAUCGGGUUUUCACGGGAGUGGCUCUUGUGCUGCCAGCUGUCACCGACCCUCUGAUUGGCCGAUCGCCUCUUCUCCGCUCUUUUCACGAGUGCACUCAGGUUGAGUUUGCAUCAUUGUCGCAAGCGGAGGUCGAGGCUUAUGUGGCAACAGGCGAGCCCAUGGACAAGGCGGGGGGGUACGGCAUUCAGGGGCUGGGGGGGUGUCUGGUGAAGGCGAUCAACGGGUGCUACUUCAACGUCAUGGGACUGCCUCUUAACAGGUAG
This is a messenger RNA of Closterium sp. NIES-65, 1476 nucleotides long. The record is from the annotation of a GenBank genome assembly. Lineage: Eukaryota; Viridiplantae; Streptophyta; Zygnematophyceae; Desmidiales; Closteriaceae.